Messenger RNA from Paramuricea clavata, 1204 nucleotides. The record is from the annotation of a GenBank genome assembly. Lineage: Eukaryota; Metazoa; Cnidaria; Anthozoa; Malacalcyonacea; Plexauridae.
AUGGAUGACAUGGCCAAGAUAAAAGUUGGUGCUCCUGCUGUUUCAAGGUACCAUCAAAUCCUCCGAAUCUUCUAUUCAUCUGAUAUGCCAAACCUCAACGACCAUGACUUCCCCGUUCCAAAUUACCUUUUGUCUGUGUCUGGGUACCUGUUUCUGGAGGGAGCUUCAGCCAAAGAUGAUACCAACUCUCUCUCCGAGACUGCUUAUGAUACCACAUGGAAUUCAAAUGAAAAUAUUGAAGAAGUGAAAUUGGGUGAGGUUGCUGAUAAUCUGUGGUCAGUUUUGAUAGAACAAUGCAAAACACAAUUAAACGUAAACGUAAGUGAAGAAGAUCAUAAAGAUGUUAUAGAAAACGAAUUAACAGAAAACAGGAAUAUUUAUCGUUCUAGAGUAGAUAUUGAUAAUCUCGCAGAUCUAUUCAACAAUUUGUCAUCCGCGAAUAAUCUUGAUGUUGUAACCGAGGCUAUAAGUUCACAAUUCCAAUGUGACAUUAUUAGAUUAAAACCUAAUGGGGCCAAAGAAGUUUUGAAAGGAAGACAUGAUUCAAGUAGCAAACAGUCGCCAUUGUACUACAGAUUUAAGAAGACUGACGGUCGUUUUUAUCAUGUGCGUUUUCCUGAAGAAAGCAUUGAUAUGUACAAACUAAGUGUCACUAAUUUGGCAAGUAAGAACUUGAAACAUGAUGGACUUGGUCAUCUACAUCUUGACACACCAUACUCAGGUCCAACUCAUCUAAAGAUUCGAUCACACAAAUACAACUCUACCACUGCGGCAACCCAUGUGGCAGACCUUUACAACAUUCUCAAACCAUGUAAAGAUGAAAAGUCCAUUUUUAUGUUCCUGGCAGAUGGAGGACCCGAUUUCAACCCUUCACAUAUAACCAACUCAUUAUUCUACUACCGACUUUUCAAAAAACUGGAUGCAGAUUUAUGCUCGUUACUUUGCAUUUAACCCAAUUGAACAUUGUUGGUCUUUUGCAAGUAAUCAUCUUGCCGGUGUAGUUUUUUCCCCGCUUGUGGAUGAAGAUACCGCCGCCCCUGCAUUACAAAGUGGUUUAGAUGAAGAAGUCCGUAAACAAAAAGAAAAAGUUAUCUUUGAUCGAGCAAUGAAUGCAAUGGCUAGUCAGCAAUGGUAUGAUCUCACCUUUGAUGCUUUUCCAGUUAACGUUCAACCAGUUAUGGUAAAUGAAGACAAUUUACGAUGA